GGUUAAUCCGGCAGACCCUCCCAGCAAUUCUCGCAACAAUCCACCCAUCAAGAUAUCGCCCAGUGAACUGGCGAUGGAGACGGCCUUCUGUGAGUGCAGAAAGUGCGAUGCCCCCAUCGGCCGCUUCGCCAAUCUGUGGACGCAGAUCGGCAAGAGCUAUUUCAGUCCGGUUGUAGAGCCAGAAGACGACCUGGCUGUCCAGUGUCAGGGAAGCGUCCGCGUCGGCGAGCCGGAUACCCUGGUAGAAGAAUGUCACCUUCAAGACAUCGUCUGCGCCAACUGCGGCGCCUUGCUAGGCCUCAAAUGUGUUCAAACGCCGGUGAACCACGUGCUGGACCAGAACCAACUCCUGCUGAGGCUCGCUUCAAUUGAUCUGCUAGAUAGUACUGGCCAGGAAAUCGAGUUUGCCAUCAAGCGGGUCCUGAGCGUUGCCGAGCCUUCGAGAGUCACCCGUACACAUCGUCCCGACCCAUCGCAAGGAGCAGGCUUCUCGUCGGCGUUCCCUGAGCCUGCCGAGCUAGAGAAGCUGAGAGCCGAUCUUCACAGCCAACGGGAAGACAUCAGACGAAUAGACAACAAUGGAUUCAGGAUCGUCUCGGCCUUGGACAAACGGGCGAGCCGCAUCGAGGUCGAAAUCACCAAGCUGAAGGGCAAGGCGGAUAGCUCGCACGGUGCUAUCGGGAACCUCCAGCAAGAUAUUGGUUCCAUGAAAGCCGAUAUUGCUGCAGUGCGAGCGUCCGUUCAAGACCCCACUGCGCUUGCCAGUCUAGAGGCCCGGCUCGCCUCCGUCACCUGCACGCUCGGAGAAGUAGCGCAACACUUCACGAGCCUGAAGGAGGAGAUAGAUGAGCUCAAAUCGGAGCUCAGCGGGCAAAGACGAGCAAUGGAGGGUUUGGAGUCGGAGACCAGAGCCAAGGUCACGGCAGCACGGCACGCGGAGGACAUGGCGAGUCUUCGGGCGGAGAUUAUGCACCUGAGACGGCAG
Thermothielavioides terrestris NRRL 8126 is the source of this 985-nucleotide messenger RNA. RefSeq lists its product as uncharacterized. The transcript is spliced from 3 exons. NCBI's taxonomy places the organism in Eukaryota, Fungi, Ascomycota, Sordariomycetes, Sordariales, Chaetomiaceae. The annotation marks the transcript as partial. The record is from RefSeq and is a predicted model, not a curated record.